This is a messenger RNA of Trypanosoma brucei brucei TREU927, 2310 nucleotides long. RefSeq names its product protein kinase, putative. Gene Ontology annotation, cellular component: nucleus. Bases 1 to 2310 code for a protein of 769 amino acids. Gene Ontology annotation, biological process: protein phosphorylation. The transcript has a single exon. The record is from RefSeq and is a predicted model, not a curated record. Lineage: Eukaryota; Euglenozoa; Kinetoplastea; Trypanosomatida; Trypanosomatidae. Gene Ontology annotation, molecular function: ATP binding; cyclin-dependent protein serine/threonine kinase activity.
AUGGGUAUGGCAACACGUUCGCCUUCGCCACGGACAGUUCACUCCGGACAGCGGCAGGAGGAAGGGAAUUGGGUGGCGUCUGUUCCCGGGGAGAGAACUCAACUAGGGACAUCGGAUCACGUGAAGCUCCACCCAAUUGAUCGCUGCUCUCCCGAUAUCCCCAUAUCGCCGCCUCACACCUCAGCCGCUGAUGUGAAUGAUGUACCUUUAGCGGAGGUUGUUCACGGUGGGGGCUUCGGUGAAACUAAUAUUGCCGCCGAUAUUGGAGGUUGUGCUCGCUUAGUUGAGCCUGCAACUUUUUGUGUGGCCUGCGAAGACCGCCAAAGUACCACCCUUUUGUUAGCUCACAACCAGAACGCUUUGGACCACCAAAAGCAACAGCAACCCGUGGAUGGUGAGGGACAGUGCCCACUCACCGCGCACGAUGGGCCACCACGAGGCAGGUUGCGAUUUGGUUUGCGUUCGUUGAGGGUUGUAACCGAAGAAAGUGGCACGACGGCGAGGCGGUUCUUAAGACUUAGAAGACCACAAGUAGGUGCCGAGGAGCGGGCUGAACAGUCCAUAGGUCCAGGAGACAGACAUUUCGCUCCAGAAGAGGGAGAACAUCCCCUUCAAGAAAAAACAAAUUCACAAUUCGACACCCAGCCCCUUCCCCCUAUGCACACCAGCGUAACUACAGACGGAUCAUCCCGCACCAACGAAAAGGUGGAGCAUCCCGGUGGUACUGUGCAACACCAGCACACGACAAGGAUGGCGGAGGCAGUAAAUGCAAGCUUCAAUGGCCCCACUCCGUCGCUUUCGGUGUGUAAAUUGGGAAAGUCUUUGGGAUCUGGUGUACUGCUCUCACCAACACCUACGACCCCAAUAUUGAAGAGAAAUAAUGGUGCGGCCAGCCGAAAGCGUCACAGCAAGGUGAAUGUAUUUCUGCCGCAUAGUCCCGUUCCCAUCGACUUCAGUUCGGUUACCACACAUGUGGAGUCAAAGUACGAAGUUGGGAAAAAGAUAAGUGAGGGCACGUACGGUGAAGUAUACAUUGGUCGUUGCCGAACUACGGGUGAGUAUGUUGCGUUGAAGCGACUUAAAGUUUUAGAGGGGCUGGAGGGGUUUCCCAUCACGUCUCUGCGAGAAGUGAUCGCCCUUCAGCACAUUAACAACGAGCGCCAAAACAUUGCAGUACGUAACGGAAACGCAAGCGGCAGCAACCGUGCCAAAAUGGACGCCAUAGAUGAAGUAGUUAGACUCCGUGACGUUUUACUGUCGAGCACCCACAACGAUAUAUAUCUUGUGUUCCCUUACGCGUCUUGCAGUUUGGCUGGGCUAAUGCACCGCCGAUUUCCAUUCAGUGAGAAAGAGAUUGCGUAUAUUUUCCGGAAAGUUAUUACUGCUGUGAAAAAGUUACAUGAAAUGGGUAUCAUCCACCGUGAUGUCAAGGCUGACAAUGUGCUCAUUAAUAGGGAUGGCAGCGUCCAGCUUGGGGACUUCGGUUUGUGCGCCUUUGAGGGAUGCGGCACGCGUGCCUUAACUCCCAGUCUUAUUAACCUUAACUAUCGCCCGCCUGAGAUGUUACUCGGUGCCGUCGCAUAUAACGCAAAGGUUGAUAUAUGGUCUAUUGGCUGCUUUCUAAGCCAAAUGUUUCUGCGUGUGCCGCCAUUUGCCUGCGUUCGGCCGAAAGCAGAAUUCGACGGAGCGGGCGCUGGCAACGCAAAGGUGGACCCGCAUCCCAAAGAGCCGCAGCAAAAACAGAAGUUAAAACAGCAGGGGUAUAGGGUGCAAGCGGAAACAGAACUGGCGCAACUAUCUCUUAUAACAGAGGUGUUGGGCCCGCUUGGCGGUGACCUUGAUGAAGCUUUCCCACCGGCGCAGUGUCGAAACGUGUCGCUAUUACGUGAGGUACGCGCAUCUCUAACUAGCUGUAACUCACAAUCAGCGUUAAGGGCGUCUAUGGCUUCUCUUUUUGAACCAAGCCAUCUUUACUCUCAGUACAGGGGCUUCCGCUCGUGGUUCAUCGCCACUGCUGAGCGCCGCCGUCGUUCCCCAACUUAUCCAGCGCCGUCGCCGGAGUGUCUCGACGUGCUCACUGCAAUAUUUCAGCUGGAUCCGCGGAAACGGCCGACGGCGGCCCAAUUGCUGGAAAUGCCUUUCUUUGACCUUAGCCGCGCGGUGUCGUCUCCCGCCCGACGGUCGUAUGCUGCUUAUACUUACGCUGAAGUUGAGGUAGAGAAGGCGGAGCUGUUAAUAAGAGAAGAAAUGGCUGAGAAAUUACAGAGGUACGAGGGCAGUCACCUUUUGCCUUAUCCAAGCGCUGCGUAA